UAUUGCCCGCGACGGAAGGUUGUUGUUAAAAGUCCCAACAAAGACCCUCCUCCUCCUCCUCCUUAGCUUGCAAAUGAAAACACCUCUCUCUCUCUCUCUCUCUCUCUCUCUCUCUCUCUCUCCUCAACAUAAUUAAUAUAUAUCUUCCAUUUCUCUCUCUCUCUCUUCCCCUGCAGGAAAUUCCUCUCGACACGCCUUCCUCCACCUCCCUCUCUAUUUCUCUUUGAAAGCGUUUCUCUCUCCAGGGAGGUUCGUGAGCGUCGAGGAUGGGGCAGCAGUCGCUGAUCUACAGCUUCGUGGCUCGUGGAACGGUGAUCCUCGCCGAGUACACAGAGUUCACCGGCAAUUUCACCACCAUCGCCGCUCAGUGCCUCCAGAAGCUCCCUGCUUCCAACAACAAGUUCACCUACAACUGCGACGGUCACACCUUCAACUACCUCGUCCAGGACGGCUUCACUUAUUGUGUAGUUGCAGUUGAAUCUGCUGGCAGGCAGAUUCCCAUUGCAUUUCUCGAGCGAGUUAAGGAGGAUUUCAUCAAGAGAUAUGGUGGUGGAAAGGCUACCACAGCUGUUGCUAAUAGCCUUAAGAAAGAGUUUGGGCCCAAAUUGAAGGAGCAGAUGCAGUACUGUGUGGAUCAUCCUGAGGAGGUCAGCAAACUAGCAAAGGUGAAGGCUCAGGUUUCUGAAGUCAAAGGAGUGAUGAUGGAAAAUAUUGAGAAGGUUCUUGACCGUGGAGAGAAGAUAGAGCUUUUGGUUGAUAAAACAGAGAACCUUCGUUCUCAGGCACAAGAUUUCAGACAGCAGGGAACCAAGAUGAGGAGGAAGAUGUGGUUGCAGAAUAUGAAGAUAAAACUGAUAGUGUUGGGCAUCAUUAUUGCCUUAAUUCUCAUCAUAGUUUUGUCCGUCUGUCAUGGGUUCAAAUGUUGAUGGUCCUCUUGAUUAAUAGAAUUCUCGCUCGAGGAUCGGUGCUGCCGUCGCUCGGAAGUUCGAUAUGUCCCCUAUAAUGUUUUCUGUUUUUUGGUUACACUGUUUCUGCUAGUCUGUAUUGUAAGACGAUGCUUGUAUAGCUUUGUAUUCUUGAAUUCUUUUGAUAUUAUUAAGGGUCUUGCACGCACUCUGCGGGAAAACUUAAAUCGCUUGGUUUCUCCUCUACUUGCUAGUUGCAAUGUAUAGUAUUUUACUAAUAACAUUUUUAAAGAGUUUCCACUA
Messenger RNA from Malania oleifera, 1208 nucleotides. Its product is annotated as vesicle-associated membrane protein 721-like. The transcript is spliced from 5 exons. Bases 267 to 926 code for a protein of 219 amino acids. The record is from RefSeq and is a predicted model, not a curated record. NCBI's taxonomy places the organism in Eukaryota, Viridiplantae, Streptophyta, Magnoliopsida, Santalales, Ximeniaceae. Gene Ontology annotation, cellular component: membrane. Gene Ontology annotation, biological process: vesicle-mediated transport.